Asterias rubens (European starfish) is the source of this 2919-nucleotide messenger RNA. Its product is annotated as nanos homolog 1-like. The record is from RefSeq and is a predicted model, not a curated record. Gene Ontology annotation, biological process: negative regulation of translation; oogenesis. Lineage: Eukaryota; Metazoa; Echinodermata; Asteroidea; Forcipulatida; Asteriidae. The transcript has 2 exons. Gene Ontology annotation, molecular function: mRNA binding; zinc ion binding. Gene Ontology annotation, cellular component: perinuclear region of cytoplasm. Bases 89 to 622 code for a protein of 177 amino acids.
GGACGUAGUAGUAUAGAACAAUUUUCGGGAACUGUCGAGAGCAACUGGAAAAAAAGUAAGACAAACUUGACUAUUAAACAGCAGAAAAAUGGCCGCUGAAUUGUCUACUUUGCAUUGGUUUUCACCCAUGAAAGACUACUUGGGUCUGGCCAAACUGGUGGGCAGAGUGGAGCACCCUCAGGACGACUAUGAAGACUUGUACUCGUCUUCGAUAUGGCCGACUCGUGGGGGAGGAGAUGUCAUGACCGAGUUCCGGAGGAAUGGGACAGAGUCGAUGGUAGAGAGGCUGGACUCGCUCUACAGGGAUGAUGUAUUCCGUCCCUUGAAUUCGGAGGAAGACGCCAGUCGGAGGAUUUUGAGGAAGCAGAGAGCCACAGUAUGGUGUGUCUUCUGCAAGAACAAUGGAGAGCGGGAGUCUGUCUAUUCCAGUCACAUACUGAAGGAUCAAGACGGUAAAACCCUCUGCCCCAUCCUCAGAGCGUACACCUGUCCUCUGUGCGGCGUUAACGGAGACCACGCCCACACGCUAAAGUACUGUCCCACCAAACGAAACGAGCUUCCACCAGCACCUCUUAAGACCCCAAGAACAUCAACUGGACGAAAACGACAGUAUUGUUUGUAAAUUGUAUACCGGAAAAAGAAAAAAAAAUGUACAGAAGACCAAAAAGUCUGUUUAUGUAGAUAUACUAAAUUUUUAUUUAAAGUUACUUUUUGAUAUGGUGUUUCUGUUAUAUUCAACUACCUCAUUUUGAUGUUGACGUGCUAAUGCCACACUUAUGCCUUAAACAAAACCAUUUAUUAAUACCGAAAGGAUUCAUUAUCGGUAUUAGAUUAUUAUUUUUUACUGUGCCAUUACUUUUUUUUCUGCCUCGUUACUUGGCAGUCUUGAAUGUGUGCCUAUUUCUAUUUUACCCAAACCUUGAAUUCUUAUCAAGAAAGUUUAGUAAAAUGCUUCAUUCUUAUCUAAUAUUUGACUGAAAAAAAUCAAACUUGUUAAAUUGAACAGGAAUUAUCAUUGCUUCAUAAUAUAGCACUGGUUUAAAAUAUAGCAGGCCUUAUGAUAUACAAUGUAAUUUUAAUAAAUUAAUAGUUUCAAUAUUAAUAUGCAGGCAUGCAACAACUUUCAGCUGGUCUCCAAUUGUUUUUUAGAUUUUUUCUUCCUUAGCUACUGAAACACAACACGACAGUUCUAUGUGCUUGGCUACAUUUAUGUUUUAUGAGCAAAUGUGCAUGUCAGAUUAUGUGAUGCAAAAUAGCCUAUAAAUAGAAGGCUAGAAACACCAACUGAUUUAUUUAUAAUGCAUUCUCCUCGAAAGUAGAGUAAAAUAAUAUAAUUAUAUAGGACAAGAUUUUAUAAAUGUUAUACAGUGUAUCCAUCCGUUUCCGGUUAGAACACUGCACAUACAGCACUUGACUUUUAAUAGCGUUGUGAAAGAGUGCAUUUUGUACUGAGAAAUGAAACUUUCUUAAUUUCGCACCCUCAUUCAACCUGAUAUAUGGAUGAUCGAUUUGAAGAUGAUUAUUUUACAUUGAGCAUUUCUAAAGUGAAAGAAAAAUGGAAUUUCCUCGGAACAGAAAGAAACAGUUUAUUGGAGCAUAAUGUUUAUGGGCUUGGACAAAAAGUGAAUGUGUACUUGAAUGAUCUUUAAUCCUAUAGUACUGAACUAAUUAAACAGAACAUAAUUUAUCAGCAUAUUUGUAACUAAAUAAAAAAAGUUGGUGCCCAAACAGUUUCACACACUCCAACCUGCCCUCAAACUCCCUUCCCCUAACCAUAAUACCACCAAAUCCAACCCUAACCGGGUGAUUUUGUAGUUGCCAAACAAUCCUGUUGUUGAUCAACAAUAAACACAAUUUUGGAGGUUGUUAAACUAGGCCAGUAUAAAAAGUUAUAGCUGUUUUUCGUUGAUUAAGCAGGAUUCAAAAAGAAAACUCCACUAUUCUGAAGUACUAUUUACUUUGUUUUAGUUAUGGUAUUUUAAUUAUUAAGUAUUGACAGAUUUUUGUACAUGAUUGUGAAUCAAGAUUUUUUUAAUCGACUACAAUUAUUAUUCUUAUGCAUGCACUGAAGAUUUUAGUUAAUUUUUCUAAUCGUUGCGUCUCUGUAAAAAAAAGUUUACUUUUCCUGUUUAAAUAUUAGAAUAAGACGGACUUGUCAAUUGAUGUUAUUUGAAUUUAAAUGUUUUUUUAUAUUAUUUUGUAUUGUAUCUGUUAACUUGCCACCAAAUAACUGUAAUUAAUUUAAAUUUCGUUGGCCAGGAGCAGGAGUUCUAAAAACAGACAUGAAGUCCAAUAAGUGUUCAUGUACGAUACCAAUUGUUUUGAUCUGAAACACUGAAUUUUCUCUGGGUUUAUAUUCUCACUGAUAUUUUGCUCAUUCUAGUUAUCGGUAACAGAUUUUUCAUUCAAACAAGAAUGGGAAACUAGGAAGCUAUCAAAAAGAGAAUUUCCUUUGUUCUUUUUUCCCCGGAAGCUAACUUUUUUUCCUUCUUUGGAAUUUGUUGUCGUCAAUGUCCAAUUGGCAUAUUAAUGUGAAAAGAAGAAAAUGUUGCUUAGCAAAUUUCUUAGCUAUGACAAAAGAAUGAGUGGGCACCAGUUGCAACAAUGUGAACUUAAUGAAACUGAGCCAUUACCAGUUUGUGUCUGCUUGGCAAGUUCAUUUCUGCUUUACAUGCUUAACUAGGUUGGGCCCUUGCUUAGCUGUCUAAGCACUAAAAGUAGCUGAACACUAACCAAAUAGGUUACCAGCCAAACUACCAUGCCUCAAGUACAAUUUGUGACUGGUAUUCUGCUCAAUUCUGCUUAGCAGAAAAAUUGUUAAGCAAUUAUUUUCGGCCUACCCAAGAUUUAUUGUAAUGUUUUAUCACCUUUUUUAUAAGGGCAGCAGCAUUUGGUGCAUGAAGGAAUAAUUGUAAAAAA